UGUAAACAAAAAUUGGGCUACAAACCAAAUAUUUCUUCCCAAACACAUCAUGCGCAAAACUUCCUCUAGACAUACGAAUCUCUAUCGUUAAUCUCCGCUAUCUGUAUAAGCGCACAGGAAAUCGAUUCUUUGCCACAGCAUAGAAAAGAGACCAAGAUUCAUGAAACACCGGAUAGCUGGCGUUCUUAUUCUCUCUCAUUCUCUAUAAAUUUCGACAAACAACUCAUUCAAAGGCGGCGAGGUCGAGGGCGAGAAAUAGUUUUUUUGGUGUGCGUAAAACUGGAAGGGUAUUGUUUUAACAUUUAAUGUUAUUCUGGAAAUUCGGGGUCGGUCUGUUUUUUAAUUGUUAAGAUAUAUUGGGAUUGUUUCCGUAUUACUAACUGUUUGGACGUGAGGAUUUUUCUGGGAUUUUGGAAUAUUUUGUUGUUAUUGGAUGGUUUGGGUCUAGGGUUUGAUAUUUCUCCAUUUUUAUAUAUGGAGACGGAGACGAGCGUUUGUUGAAGGAUUGCGUUGUCUUGGGAAGAUUUAUGCAUGGAGUAGGGUAAUUUACGGCUUUUUGUUGAAUUUUUCGACACUGACACACAAGACUGUUCUUGGUGCGUGUUUUCUUGGUAAGUUAGGCCGUGAGAGGCCCUUGUCGAUAUUGUUUCCGGGAAUUGAAAACUGCAGAAGUUUGGUUUUUGAAUAAAUUAAGCACUUUUGUUCAAUAGACUAGGCAGUAUAUAUAAAUUGUACAAAGAGGGUGAGAAAAGGAAACAAAACACCAGUCCCCCUGUAUAUAUGGAAUAAUUCAGAUUCUUUUAUUCAAACGUGGGCUUUUUUGGAGGAAUUUAUUUGGGGGUUCUAUGGAUUCGGUUAAUGCAUCUCUAUUCAGCCACUGAGUUUUAAAACAGCGCAGUAAUGGCUUUGACCUAACGGAUAAAGGGAUUAGUGCAUUGGAAACUUCAGAUUAGGAUAAAAUUUUGGAUCUGACUUUUUGAAAAAAGCAUUCAAUUUUGUCUGGGAGAGGAGACGAGUCGGUUAUCAAUCGGCACAGUGCUGUGGAUACAAGAUCAUUAAAUAGAAGAAAAGUAGAUUAUCUUUCCCAUUAUUCUUUGUAUACUAUAAUGCUUGGCAUUAGUUAUGGAAAGAAGUGAACCCACAUUAGUACCAGAAUGGCUAAAAAACAGUGGAAGUCUGGCUGGUGGUGGCACUGCAUCACAUUCAGAUGAUCAUUUUGCGUCAAAACUAGCAAGAAAUAAGUCAUUUGUGGCGAGCAAUGGUCAUGAUUUAGGGCGACCAUCUGGUAAGGAUACAUCUUUCCAUCAGAUUUUCAGUAGUAAUGGUUCUGGUCCCUUGAGGUCGUAUAGUAGUUUCGCUAGGGAUCACCGCGGUAGGGAAUGGGAGGACACAUAUGGUUCUCAUUAUAAAGAAAAGUCAGUUUUGGGGGACCGUAAACACCAGUACAUUUCAGAUCCAUUGGGGGGCAACAUUUUGUCUAGUAAAUUUGAGCAGUAUAGUUUUAGGCGCUCACAGUUGAUUUCCAGGAAACGUGGGGAGUCAUGGCCAAAAAAAGUUGCGAAUGAUUUGAGCAAUACCUGUGGAAACAACAGCAAUGGUCUGCUUACUAAGGUCAGUCCUAUUAGCAGUGUCAACAAAGCCUCUUUCGAGAGAGAUUUUCCAUCCUUGGGAGUGGAAGAACGACCAGCCACUCCUGAGUUUGGAAGGAUUCCGUCUCCUGGCUUGAGUACUACUAUUCAGAACUUACCCUUUGGUACCUCAGCCAUGAUAGGUGGCGAAAAAUGGACGUCAGCUUUGGCAGAAGUGCCCGUUUUAACUGGCAGACUAGCUAUUCCUACAAGUUCUGCUCCUAUGACUUCUGGCUCGACCACUGGUCUUAAUAUGGCUGCAACUGUGGCUCAGGGUCCUGCUUGUGCUCAGGCUAUGCCUCAGUUGUCUGUUGGAACUCAGAGACUUGAAGAACGGGCAAUAAAACAAUCUAGGCAAUUGAUUCCGGUAACACCGUCCAUGCCGAAACCCUCGGUCUUGACUUCUUCAGAUAAACAAAAAACUAUGGGGGGUCAGCUGCAGCAUCCAAUUUUGCCUUCACUUUCUGCUAGUCAUUCUCCUCGUGGUGGGCUUGUGAAGUCUGAUGUUUCAAAGACAAGUAAUGUGGGAAAGCUCCAUGUUCUGAAGCCAGUGCGAGAGAGGAAUGUUGUCUUUUCUGCUGCAAAGGAUAACCUGAGCCCAACAAGCGGUAGCAAAUUAGUAAAUUCCUCCCUUUGGAUGGCUCCAUCAGCUUCUGCAGCUGCUCCCGUUAUGGGCCCACCAAACAACUCAUUCAUUCAUAGUGCUGCACACAAGCCCGUAUUGACUGUGCUGGAGAAGCGAACCACUCCUCAAGCUCAAAGUCGAAAUGAUUUUUUCAAACUUAUGAGGAAGAAAUCCAUGGCCAAUUCCUCUUCAAUUCCUGAUCAAUCUAUGGCAAACUCCGUGUCUGUUUCAGAUCAUGGUACUUCUCUGUCACCACCUGCUACAGAUAAGUUUGGUGAAUUAGAGGUCACUGCUACAAGUAUUCUUAAUGCUGGUUAUAGGCCAUCAUGUGUAAGCCUGAGUGAGGGCCAUUUGUCUGACAAGAAUGGUGACCUCACUUGCAAUGGUGGUGCUUGUGAAGGGCAGAAAUAUAUCAGUAAUGGAAAGAAACAUCAAAGUUCUGCUCCUAUAAUUUCAGAGGAGGAGGCUGCCUUUUUGCGCUCCAUGGGCUGGGAAGAAGAUGCAGAUGAGGGUGGUCUUACUGAAGAAGAAAUCAGUGCUUUCUACAGGGAUGUAACUAUAAAUUAAAAGUUUGUGAAUCGUUUCUAGUUCAGAUAUUAAAGAUGGUAUCUAGGUACCCUUGGAGGCCAAAUUUUAAUAAAUAAUUGUACGCAAUUUUAGAACAACAUAAGCUUUUGGAUGGCGUUUGGUAUCGUGCCGAAGUAAGCAAGACUGUAAACUUUCGUUGCCUCUCAUUUGUGAGAAUUGCACAAAUCUUGGACUUUUGAUGGAAAAAAUGAGAGGGUUUAUUCUGAAAAUGUAAACAAAUGACGAUUAAACCAUUUUUACCAUUUCUGAUUUGUAGAAUUACAUGGUUUAUUUGCGUUGAAAGAAAA
Olea europaea var. sylvestris is the source of this 3128-nucleotide messenger RNA. RefSeq lists its product as uncharacterized. The transcript has 4 exons. Bases 1123 to 2820 code for a protein of 565 amino acids. Lineage: Eukaryota; Viridiplantae; Streptophyta; Magnoliopsida; Lamiales; Oleaceae. The record is from RefSeq and is a predicted model, not a curated record.